AUGGUGCCACGUCGUCUAACCUAUCAGUUCCUAACAGAAAUUACUGAUAAUUUCUCAAAGGAGAGAGAACUUGGUGAAGGCGCCUUCGGACAGGUCUUCAGGGGAGUGAGGAAAAAUGGAGAAGACGAUAUUGCAGUGAAGUUGUUACAUAAUAGACUGGGACUUGACAAUCGGCAAUUCCAGAAUGAGCUCAAUAAUCAUAUGAUGCUCAACCAUCCAAACACAGUACGCUUUGUUGGCUAUUGCAAUGAAACACAUCAGGUGCCUGUAGAGUUUAAAGGAAGAGUAGUUUUGGCUGAUAAGACCUAUAGAGCACUUUGUUUCGAGUAUUUGCGCAAUGGGAACCUUAAACAGCAUCUUUCUGAUGAAUCAAGUGGACUUGACUGGAACACACGUUACAAAAUCAUAAAAGGGAUUUGCGAGGGUAUAAAAUAUAUUCACAAGGGACUGGGAAAACCUAUUUACCACUUGGAUCUGAAACCUGAAAACAUUUUACUAGAUGAGAAUAUGGUGCCUAAACUUGCAGAUUUCGGUUUGUCUAAGAUCCCCAAAGAAGACAAAACCCGAAUCACAGCAAAUUCCUAUGGCACAUGGGGUUACAUUCCACCAGAGUACAUCGAGAGAAACAUAAUCUCAAAUAAGUUUGACAUAUUCAGCCUGGGUGUUAUCAUAAUAAAGAUAGUAACUGGACCUAUGGGCUACACUGAAAGCGCUGGCAUGUCAGAUGAGAAUUUCAUUGAACUGGCUCGAGGAAAAUGGAUGAACUGGCUGCAGUCGAAAUGGAAUGGUUGCUUGCUAGAACCAUAUUGCCAACAAGUAAAGAGGUGCAUUGAGUUUGCAUUGGACUGCGUGGAGAAAGAUAAGGAGGAGGGUGCUGCUUCGAAAAGAAAAAGAAAGGAGGAGGAUGCUGCGCUGAGCAGGGAGGAGGUUGUGGCGAUCAUGGGAGCGAUAGGCUUGGAAGUGAGAGGGCGGCGUGGGGACGGGCUUGCCGCAUCGAUGGGCUACGGCGAGUUGUCCCGUCUGUUCGAAUCGGAUGAGCCAAGCUUCGACGAGGUGAAGAGCGCCUUCGCAGUGUUCGACAACGACCAUGAUGGGUUCAUUAGCGCUGUAAACCUGCAGUUCGUGCUAGCGAGGCUCGGUGUCGUCGAGGACGCCGUCACAUGCCACGCCAUGAUCGUUGCAGCAGGCGGCAAUUGCUCCUCGAGAAUGGCCUCAGGAGUGACACUGGCGGAGGGCGAGCGAAGUGUUCCUGGAGCAUCCCACCUGAGCUUCUUACCAUUUCUUCUCUUUCUGGAGCUCUGGGCUUUUGAGGAAAUUAAUCUUCACUGA
Panicum virgatum (switchgrass) is the source of this 1329-nucleotide messenger RNA. Its product is annotated as probable serine/threonine-protein kinase PBL7. The record is from RefSeq and is a predicted model, not a curated record. The coding region runs from base 1 to 1329 and encodes 442 amino acids. Lineage: Eukaryota; Viridiplantae; Streptophyta; Magnoliopsida; Poales; Poaceae. Gene Ontology annotation, biological process: protein phosphorylation. The transcript has 7 exons. Gene Ontology annotation, molecular function: protein kinase activity; calcium ion binding; ATP binding.